Messenger RNA from Brassicogethes aeneus, 1880 nucleotides. NCBI's taxonomy places the organism in Eukaryota, Metazoa, Arthropoda, Insecta, Coleoptera, Nitidulidae. The record is from the annotation of a GenBank genome assembly.
CGAACCGAACGCAGCUUUCUCGCCUCAGUGAACUUGACAUUUGAAAGUAUUAAAAAAAAAAAUUAAUAUAUUUAUUGCGUUACCUCAAUUGUUCCAAAAUUUUAUAGUGUGUGAAAAUCAGUGUUACCUAUAAGUGAUUUAAGAAAAAAUCUGCGAUAUGGAUACGAUUGAGAGCAAUAAUAUAGAUAUUAAUUUGGAGACGAAAUUGAACAACAUGAAGAAUUCUAUCGAGAUGACGCCAAUUCAAAGUUUCUACAGCAAAACAAACAUAUUUGUGACCGGAGGGACCGGUUUCUUGGGGAAGAUUCUGCUGGAGAAGUUGCUUAGGUCAUGCUCGGACCUUAACACAAUUUAUGUGCUGGUCAGAACGAAAAAAGGCAAAAACAUGCACACGAGAAUCGACGAGCUAUUCGACGACCUAAUCUUUGACCGCCUUAAAAGAGAGUGCCCGAAAUUCAAACACAAAAUAGUAGGCGUAGCCGGAGACUGCAGUUUACCACACUUGGGACUCAGCCUGCAGGAUAGAAGAAUACUUAUGGACGAGGUUCACGUCAUUUUCCAUGUGGCAGCGACUGUGAAAUUCGACGAAAAAAUGAAGCUAGCCGUAGCAAUCAACGUGCGUGGUCCUCAGGACAUAAUAUCUCUUAGUAAACAAAUGAAAAAUUUAAAAUCUUUCGUGCACGUAUCUACAGCUUUUUCAAAUUGCAAUCAGACGCAUAUUGAAGAAAGAAUAUACACACCACACGUGGAGAGUAAAAAGUUGAUUUUGCUGGCCGAAAGUUUAUCUGAUAAAAUUCUGGACUCGGUUACUCCAUCAAUGCUCGACACUUACCCAAACACAUAUGCCUUUACUAAAGGAGUUGCAGAAGACGUUGUGAAAAACGAUGGUCAAGGUCUGCCCAUUGGUAUUUUUAGACCAUCCAUUGUAAUAUCCACUUAUAAAGAACCCAUUAAGGCCUGGAUUAAUAACCUUUAUGGCCCAACUGGAGUAUGCGCUGGAUCCGGCACUGGAGUACUGAGAACCCUGCACUGUAAGCCGGAAGUGAAUGCCAACAUAGUUCCGGUUGAUAUGGCUGUCAACGCUAUGAUUGCUUGCGGGUGGCAGAUAGGAAAAUCAUUCGAAGAUAGUAAAAAGGAAGAAAAACCAUUCGAUAUACCUGUCUUCAAUUACGAAUCUAGCAAUGACAAGCCCAUAAAUUGGGGAACAUUCAUGAAAUACUCUGAGGAAUAUGGGGUGGCUUAUCCAAGUUUUAAAGCAAUUUGGUUCUAUUUUUUGACGCUACAGCCAACCUUGAUAGGGUACUUCAUCACACAGUUUCUGCUUCACACUUUGCCCGCAUUGAUUGUAGAUGGCGCUCUACUAUGCGUUGGUAAAUCACCCAUGAUGUUAAAGGUUUACAGAAAAAUCCACAAAUUUUCCGCGGUAAUUUCGUACUUCUGCACGAGGAAUUGGACCUUCCACUCGCAAAACAUAAGAAAUAUGCUGAACGACAUGACUGAAAAAGACAGAGAUAUCUUCUUCUGCGACUUGAAACUCUUAGACUGGAGAGAAUACUUUACAGUAUACCUAAAAGGAAUUAGGAUUUACCUUAUCCAAGAUCCAAUGGAAACUCUCCCAGAGGCCCUCAAAAAAUGGAAAAGGUUAUACUACCUCCACCAAAUCAUCAAAGUUCUACUAGGGUUCUUGUGUUUAAGAUUGUUGUGGAGUUUGUUUACAUUUGUUUCAAGUAUGUUCUAGAUUUCUUGUUUUUAUUUAUUUAUAAUUUAAUUUAAUUAAUAUAUAGAGGAAUGUAAGGCAUUAUUAUAGUUACUGCGAUGAGUGAUAUUAAAUUUAGUUUUUAUUUAUAAAAUUUAAGUUGUAUAUAUGUUAAUUUGUUUAA